Molecule: messenger RNA, 1358 nt
Organism: Malaya genurostris
Lineage: Eukaryota; Metazoa; Arthropoda; Insecta; Diptera; Culicidae
Gene: Sc2
Product: probable very-long-chain enoyl-CoA reductase art-1
Exons: 5
Coding region: 139-1041 (300 amino acids)
Biological process (GO): very long-chain fatty acid biosynthetic process
Molecular function (GO): oxidoreductase activity, acting on the CH-CH group of donors; protein binding
Source: RefSeq, a predicted model, not a curated record
GUCAAAGUAACUUUCGUCACGAAAGCUUCGUGUGGCUCGUUCACUUGAAAGUCUAGUAAAGUAGAAAACAGUUGUUUUACGUUUGAGGAGCUUGUCGUUCAACUAAUCUGUAUUGUACAGUUAUACUUAGUUGCAAAAAUGGAAAUUGAAAUUUUGAAUGCUAAUAAUUCGAAAUCACUUGGAAAAUGUCGAGUGAAGAGUGAUACUACCAUCAAAGCACUAAAGAAUGAAGUACAAAAUCUAAAGAAGUCGCUCACAGUCCAUCGGCAAGCGUUACGAUUAGAACCUCGCGGUAAAACAUUGAAGGAUGCGGACACGUUGCAAUCCCUCAAUGUUGUUGCCGGUGGCAAAAUAUACGUGCGUGAUUUGGGACCACAAAUUAGCUGGAAGGGGGUCUUUCUUGCCGAAUACGCAGGACCUAUUUUUGUCUACUUAAUCUUCUAUCAACGUCCCUCGUUGAUCUACGGACCUGCCGCCUCUAGUCCUAUGAGUUUAACGGCCAACAUCGCUGCGGCCUGUUGGGUAGCUCACUACGCCAAACGUAUUCUGGAAACAUUGUUCGUGCAUCGUUUCUCACAUGCCACCAUGCCACUGCGUAACCUCUUUAAGAACUGCUCAUACUACUGGGCCUUCGCUGGCUACGUAGCGUACCAUGUGAAUCAUCCACUGUUCACAGAACCGAGUACUGCUGUUCUAUACGCCGGAUUGGGUGCAUUCAUCGUUAGCGAACUCGGAAAUUUGUCCAUUCACGUAUUGUUGAGAAAUCUUCGACCGGUCGGAUCCACUGUUCGUAAGAUUCCGCUUCCAGAUAGUAAUCCGUUAACGCAACUGUUCAAUUUUGUCUCUUGUCCGAACUAUACGUAUGAGUUUUUCUCCUGGCUGUCAUUCUCACUGAUGACCACGUGUGUGCCGGCUCUGAUGUUCGCAGCCGCUGGCAUGUACCAAAUGACCGUGUGGGCUAUAGGCAAACAUAAAAACUACAAAAAAGAAUUCAAGGACUAUCCCAAAGCUAGAAAAGCAAUCCUUCCGUUCGUCAUUUAAGUGUGUACAAGCUGUAGGUAUUGGGUUCAAACUGUCGAGCAUUCAAUAUGUUUCUGCUCAUGCAUUUUGACAAUUGUUUUCUUUAUUAACGAGAUCGAAUGCUCAAUAUUUUGUUAGUCAUGACAUUGUCAUUAUUUAGGUGGUUUAACAGCAAUAUAGUGAGAGAUUUAAUUUUUGGAGAUGGCCUUGUAGUGGUGGUUUAAUAAUUUAAAUAAAAAUUGUACUCGUAAGUAUGCACUGUAUUGAGACAGUGACAACAUAAAAAGGUAGUGUUCAAUGCAAAUUUGAAUUCUGAAUAAACCAUUCCUUAAAUUAUA